Aspergillus steynii IBT 23096 is the source of this 1665-nucleotide messenger RNA. RefSeq lists its product as uncharacterized. NCBI's taxonomy places the organism in Eukaryota, Fungi, Ascomycota, Eurotiomycetes, Eurotiales, Aspergillaceae. The record is from RefSeq and is a predicted model, not a curated record. The coding region runs from base 169 to 1665 and encodes 498 amino acids. The transcript is spliced from 2 exons.
UCGGCCUUAAGCGCCCGAGUGCGGGGUUUCUGCCCAUCAGCUUGUCGAUGAAGCUGUUUCUAUAGACUUCAUCCGGUAUAUAGGGUUCGCAUCCAACUUCAUGCACAGAAUCCAAGCAGUCCAGUCCAUACCUCAAUCCACUCCACACCAGCCCACCAGCCCAUCAAAAUGAUCGGCAAAAAAGCCCGCGCGAAGAAGAAAUGGCAGAGACACGAGCCCUCCGAGCCAGAACCCCCUCCAGCAGAGCCACUUCAAUCACCAUACCCCCAAUGGGACGAUAUUCCUGAAUACCACCGGCCGGAAAUAAGUCCCUACACCACCAAACCCAUCACCAUCACGAUCGGCACCAACAGCUACACCGUCCCGGAGUACUUCCUGCGCCCUUACCCAGCCUUCGAGCUCAACCAGUGGACCCGCAUCUUCAACCUCUCCGACAUCCACCCCGCCGUCGGCCACACCUUCAUCCACUACCUGUACACGGGGACUUACGAGACCACAAAACCCGAUCCAAACCCAGAACCCGAGAUCCCAUCUCCCCGGGCACUUGAAUUCCACCACGCCGCGCAAACCUACCUCUCCUCGCGCCGCUACGGCCUCGUGGGCCUCACCCAGCUCGCCAAAACCUACAUGCAAGUCUUCGACAUCGACGUGUCCACACUCUACGUGCUCACCGUGGCGAGGGAGAUCUUCUCAUCCCUGCCCCCCGACGAGGUCUGGUUUUGGGGGUAUAUUCGCGAGAAACUGGCGAUUGCGUUCGAGGACGAUGAGGAGGCGUUGAGGGCGGAUAUUGCGAGCUACGGGGUCGGGAGGGAUCCGUUUGAUGCGUUUUUGGUGGGCGCGGUGUUGGAGAUUUAUGCGAGUGCAUUGCCGGGGAAGGUUUUGAAUGGGAAUGGGAUUGGGCAUGGCGAUGUGGAAGAGCAGAGCGAGGCGGAUGUGUCGAAUGAGGGGCGCACGGUUGAGGAUGAUGACGAGGAGGAUGCGGCGUUUGAGUGGGAUUCGGAUCCGGAUCCUGGGGAGCCUGUUCCUGAGGACGGGGAGGAGGUGCAUGCGAUUGCUGGGCCUGUUGCUGUUGCUGUUGGCAGGCCUGACGCUGUGGAUGAGGCCAUUCCGGAAUUGGAUGCUGGUCGAUCACCGGAUCCUGUGGGUGUGUCGCCUUCUCCUCCUCCGCCUGAGUCUCCGCCUCCAGUCGCCGAGGACUAUGAUCCGUGGGAUCACUGGCGGAGCAUCAAUGGGGGGUAUACGGGCCCUGCGACGGGGGUACCUGCGCGCCUGACGACGCUGGUGGAAGAGGCGUCGGAGCCGUCGGUUGAGGUUGAGGUUGAGGGAGAGCCGGUGGCGGUGGACGUGGAAGCGAAGACGAUCCCGGCGGGGGAGUUCGACCUUGGGUUUUGUAGGAAGAAGAAAAAGAAACGGGGGUGGAAGUAUUACGAUAUCGACAUCGCGCCGACAGAAGGACAUCCUGAGCCGGUGAUUGAGGAGCCGCCGCUGGAUAUAGAACCGGUCCCGACGUCGGAGCCUGGCAUACCGCUUCCUGAGCCGGCGGUGCCUGAGACUGCUGUUCCAGCGGAUUCUCCCCCUCCACCGGUGAAUGGGAAUGGAUGGGGUGGGUUUAAGAAUCAGGAGUUCAGGUUCUAUUCGUCUGCGCCGGUGGCGACGGCUGAGUAG